UUUCAGUGUUGUUUUCUCCGAAACUGGGAGAAAAAAAGUCCAGUAUUUUGUAAAAUUCGCUGGUUACCCUGAUUCGGACAAUCAAUGGGUGGACGCUAAAACAGCAAAACUCCACAGUUUAGUGCGACAGUUCAAUGCAAAACGGAAGUUACAGACUAUCAGAACACCAGAGAAUGAAAACGACGAGGAACAACCUUGUUCAACGGUCACGUCAUCAAGUGAAGUACUAGAGACAACAACUAACAGCAAUCCUGAUUUGAACGUGGAAAAUGUUGUUCGGAAUCUGUCGCCGGAGCCUUCAUCAACAAGCAUCACUGCACCAUCCUCACGUACAACAUCGUUAAGACGGACAAUGGAACCAACGUCAACUACGCCACAACCAGAACAACAACCUCCGUUAGCUGGAUCAAGUGGCAACACAGCGGUCACCAUAAAGAAGAAGAAAAAAAAGAAAAGAAACAUAGCUUUCUUGAUGCGACAUAGAAAGUGUAUAAUAUGCAAAGUGAAGGGCCAUACAGUAAGCAGCUGCCCAAUAAGAAAUAGAAAUACUGAAGGGCCAACCAUCGCACCUCAAUCGUCGCAUCUCAUUCACUCCAUGGCCGCUAUUACUAACAUUCGGUCCGCUCAACCAUUAGCAGUUCCUCCGCCCCCACUACUAAUGGUCCAUCCGUUUCCGCCGUCGUUGGCUCAGUCAUCCAACACAUGGAUAAUGCCUCCGCCUCUACCAUGGAUGGCUUUCCCUCCACAGCCGUGGAUGAUUCUCCCCUCUCAAUCUCGGAUGUCAACACCCACUAAUUCGUUUACGUUUCCGCCCCAAUAAUCAUUCACAGAAGUUUUUCAUAAAAAUCAAAUGUAAGGGUAAGGUGUUGUUUGUGCUGCACAAUGUUUUUGAAUUUUAUUCCCCGUUUUAAAUGCCAAUGACAACUAAAAUGCUGGUAGGCUAAGAAUCAAGAAAAA
This is a messenger RNA of Daphnia magna, 957 nucleotides long. RefSeq lists its product as uncharacterized. The record is from RefSeq and is a predicted model, not a curated record. Gene Ontology annotation, molecular function: nucleic acid binding; zinc ion binding. The coding region runs from base 353 to 820 and encodes 155 amino acids. NCBI's taxonomy places the organism in Eukaryota, Metazoa, Arthropoda, Branchiopoda, Diplostraca, Daphniidae. The transcript has 4 exons.